This is a messenger RNA of Procambarus clarkii (red swamp crayfish), 733 nucleotides long. RefSeq names its product perlucin-like protein. The record is from RefSeq and is a predicted model, not a curated record. NCBI's taxonomy places the organism in Eukaryota, Metazoa, Arthropoda, Malacostraca, Decapoda, Cambaridae.
CCUUAUCAUCCUCCCCCUCAACGCUGGUGUAUAUAAUGGCCAGAGAGUAACACACACACGUCAGACGACAUCAUCGUCAACACAAAACUGCAACAGGAGGAAAAAAACUUACAGCAAGAUGAAUGUGGAAGCUUUUCUUCUGUUGUUAGGUUCCGUCUUGGUCUAUGGCGAUUCUCCAAUAAACAAGGCCAGAUAUCCUGCUGCGGAUAUAACCUGCCCUUUGCCGUACAAAGCAGUUGGAGGUCGCUGCAUUCUGUUCGCGGUGGCCGAGGCUGGCGCCUGGCACGACAUGGGAUACUUCUGCGAGACACUCGGGGGCAAACUGGUCGUUAUUGACGACUCCACCUUCAUGGAGGCUCUUACGGACUACAUCUUGGAUGGUGAGUUCUCAACCACGGAAUUCUGGAUUGGAGCGACGGACGAGGUGACGGAAGGGGUGUGGAAGUGGGUCAAUGGGAAGACGGUGAGGAUGCGCAUGCCUCUCUGGCUCACGUGUUCGGACGACCAGGAACCCAACGGUGGCAGCGCCGAGAACUGCUUGGCCAUCACGGGCGACCAUAACUACUACUUCGUCGACGCCGAUUGCGCUCUAGAAAUGAAUCCCAUUUGUGAAUACACAGUACUUUAGAUUUUAUUUUUUAGAAAAUAAUGUAUACAAUAUGGAUUUCAUGCCUGGUAUAUAAUAUACAACAACUUGGAUAUAUGCCUUGAAUAUAAUAGAAGUUGAUUUACA